This is a messenger RNA of Thunnus maccoyii (southern bluefin tuna), 924 nucleotides long. RefSeq names its product lymphocyte antigen 6 family member D (gene ly6d). The coding region runs from base 208 to 441 and encodes 77 amino acids. NCBI's taxonomy places the organism in Eukaryota, Metazoa, Chordata, Actinopteri, Scombriformes, Scombridae. The record is from RefSeq and is a predicted model, not a curated record. The transcript is spliced from 4 exons.
UGAAAUAUCUCAACAACCAUUGGAUGGAUUGCCAUGAAAUUUCAUACACACAUCAAUGGACCCUGGAGGAAGAAUCCUACAGAUUUUGAAUUGAAAGUACUGGAAUAUCUUACACAAGGAAGUGCGUGAUUCAGUUCUAGUUUGGUAUGUGCUGUGCCAGUAUAAAAGUGCCGGAGCAGGAGGUUUGUCCACAUACCAUCCAACAACAUGAAGGUCCUGUUUCUCGCACUGCUGCUGCUGCUGUGUAGCACUCAAGUGUUCACACUCAGAUGCUACACCUGUGAAGGUGAGAACGACGACAUCUGCAAGAAUGUGUCAGAAUGUCCGUCAUCAGCCCAGUACUGCAAGACCACUGACAUCGAUAACAAACUUUCUCGAACUUGUGAGGAUUUUUGUGCUGAAGACCUUUUCACAACCUGCUGCCAAGGAGACCUGUGCUAGACCUGAGGCAUCACUCAGCGAUUGCUUUCACUUUCUGAUGGAUCAAAGUUAAUUACAUAAUUACAUAAAUCUGAAUGUGAUGGAAGAUGAUUUGCUAGUUUAAAAUGCUUUAAUGUGACAGUUCUGUCCUUGAUUCCUUUUGCUUUUAUUUAAAGACUUUCAAUGAAAACUGCAAAUUCUGCCUCAUUCAUUAUCUCACAGCCUUCUCAAACUGCACAACACACUGGUAGUCACAGCUAUGUUUUUUUUUUUUUUUAUGAAACAGCACUAGAAGCAGUGCAACCACAUAUACACGCUAGCACACAUGCACACAAACGCACACUUAAUCCCUUCCUGAUGUCACUUAGUGGGUCACUGCAACAGCCUACUGCUAUGUGGGUCGCUGUCUGUCACUGCUGCAAUGUAAAGUUAGACUGCCUUUAGGGAUGCAUCUGUUUCAAACUCAUCAAGCAAAAAAGAAUAAAUCUUUUAAUUGAUAUCAUU